Molecule: messenger RNA, 447 nt
Organism: Cylindrotheca closterium
Lineage: Eukaryota; Bacillariophyta; Bacillariophyceae; Bacillariales; Bacillariaceae
Source: the annotation of a GenBank genome assembly
AUGGACUUCCUUCUCUGCAUGGAAGACCCCAUGGAGAUUCUCGAGGGCACCCUCCACAUUGACAUCCACGCCAAACAUGUUCAGGACGUGGACGAUGGCCUAUCCGUGAUUGGUUACCUCGAUGACUGGAACAAAAACAAGGCUCAACUCCAGACCGCUCCUCAGACCAUUGAGACCAUCACUCACGAGAGGAACAGUUUAAACUGGGACCUACAGUCCGUUUGUGACGAAUUGGAGGCAAUGAAGGCCGCCCAAGAGGCAGCCGCUGCUAUGUCAGAGUUGGCUACAAACGUUAGGCCCAUUCCGAUGCUCACAGUGGACGUCCCUACAGGUCCACCGGGCCAGAAACGGGUCAGCGCUACUACACUACUCAGUCCCUCGUCUCGUCCCAUUGCUCCACCAGCAACGGCCACUGGGGUCCGCCCGACUCGCCUUCCAGAAUAUUAA